Stomoxys calcitrans (stable fly) is the source of this 5795-nucleotide messenger RNA. It is a transcript of the gene Slmap, whose product is annotated as sarcolemmal membrane-associated protein. The coding region runs from base 725 to 4960 and encodes 1411 amino acids. Lineage: Eukaryota; Metazoa; Arthropoda; Insecta; Diptera; Muscidae. Gene Ontology annotation, molecular function: protein binding. The transcript is spliced from 6 exons. The record is from RefSeq and is a predicted model, not a curated record.
UGCAAAAACGAGAUAAAUUUUUUCCAGCGUUAAUAUUUAAUAAAAUUUAAGAAAUUGAAGCGAAAUUACGAAUACCAAUCGAUCUAUAAGUAAAUGUGAUCCAUGAGUUAAUUCUAGUUUUUGUGUUAUUUAAUCAAAUGAAAGAGAUAACGAAAAAAUUUUAAGGAAACGAAUAAAAUAAUUCUCCGAUUCGCAACAUAAAGAAAAAGAAAGACGAAAAAUAAGCUACGUCUAUUAUAUUUGCGAGAGCAGCGAAAGCAGUAUAUUAAGUCAACCACAGCCCCCACUGACCUGAAGGAAUAUGCAUACCAUCAGCAAACAAUGACGAAACAUCAGUCGCCAGCAGCAUGCAACAAUAACAUAACGUCAUCGUUUUGCAAGCGCAUUCCAUCCAAAGCAUUGUUAUAAACAACAAAAACAAAGAUAGAAGAAGGGUGGCUCAACGUAGUGUUGGGGUAGUGUACGACCUACGGUGUUUAUUUGCUGGUGGUGUCAUUUUUUAGCUCAAGUUUUUUUUUAUUGUUAUUAUUGUGGUGCUCGUAUUCCCUCCCAUCCUUCCGUCUGAAUUCCACGAUUGGAGGGAUAACUUAAGUCAAACACAUUGUCGUCGUCAUCAUUGUUAGAAGAAGAAGACGAUUCAACAUCUUCAGCAUCAUGUUGUUGCUUAGAUUUGUUGCCUUGGCCGACGUCUGGGGGUUUGUGGAUAUUUCUUUACAAUUUGCUUAUGGUUUUAGUAAGCAGCGAAUGGCAAAAUAAAAGUGAAGAUGAACAGAAAUCGUCCUCUGCCGUCGUUGGUGCCACAUCAGCUACUGGAACAGCAGGAACAACCGCCCCCAUCACCGCAGCAACAACAACAACUACGGCUGUUGCUAUUACAUCAACAAUAUCACCACCGGCAACAGCAACAAUUGUCAAUACUGAUACCAUUGUUGAGAGUAUAGCAUUGGAAUCGUCUUCGGCCAUCAAUACCAAUACGACAACAACAGCUGCUGGUACAGUAGGAGUAGGAGGUGGAACUGCUGCUGACGCACCCACACCAAUAUCAACGCCAAUAAUAAAAGCUGUAGCUGUAGCAGCAAACGAUAAAAACAACGAACAACAAAAUAAAGAUAAAAACUCCUUAAGAACAGCAGAAAAAAUUGCAUGCAAUAAUAACAAAAUUAGCGAUAAAAACGACAACGACGACGGCGGCGGCGGCAAAGGCAAAGGCGAAUGUAAGGAAACGUCCAGCAACAAUAUAACUAUUGAGGCGAGCAAUUUAAAAGAAGACGAUUUCUUGGCAUCCGUCUUAAAUUAUAGCAAUAUCAAAAUAAUGGCCGAGAAUACUAAGGAGACCGCUUUGAAAGAGGAGCAGAACGAACAGCAACAAGAAAAAGAAAAAACCACAAUAGCCGAAACCACAACAACCAUCACCAAUAGUACUGAGCAACUACAAGAAACUCUUUCAAAUAUCAUUAGCAGAGGAGGAGAUGUAAAUGACUCCUCCGUUAAGGAUUUGAAUGAGUCAAAUUCUACUCCGAAUUCAAAUACAAAUACCCUGCAGCCCUCGGUUACGGUGAAAACACAAAGUAUUCAGAACACCAAACCAACACAACCGAUCAGUUGUCCCUUCACAUCGCAGGAUUUAAGUAGUGCUCUAGAGUCGGCAUGGAAUGCCUCUACUAUUUCUUCAUCAGCUAAUAACACCACAAAUAGUUCAACGGCCGCAGCUGGUUUGCAGCCGAAUUUUCUUAGUCAAUUGUCGUUGACGGCAAAUGUAGCGGCGGGCCUGCAAAAGACUGCUGCUGGCAAACAACAGUUGAAUCCAUCCUUUGCAUCUCCCAAUGCCAUGUCAUCGUCAUUGUCAUCGCCCUCGUCGGUGGUGUCGCUGGUGGAUAAUCCAUCAUUAACCAAAAAUGAUAGCAAUCUCUUAGAGGCCUCUUCGAAUAAUAGCGCUGGCACCGCCACUAUAGUACCUACUUGCAUUGAGAACAACAACAAUGGCCAAGCAAAAAUCGUCUUAAUAUGCGAAGGCAACUCUCAUCCGUUUCAGGCCAGAACCAUUACCCUCACCCCAAAUGUCGAGUGCAUGGUUGGUCGUUUGAUUGCGAAGAGUAAGGCUGCCGAAAAUAAUGCUAUUUUCGAUUGUAAAGUAUUAUCGCGAAAGCAUGCCGUCAUCUGGUAUACGCCCGAUGGCAAAUUUUGGGUUAAAGAUACAAAAUCCUCCAACGGUACCUUCAUCAAUGACAAUAAACUGGGCGAUGAGGAAGCCGAAUUGCAUUUUGGUGAUAUUGUCAAGUUUGGCGUUGAUGUUGUGGAAAAUUCACGCAAAGAGGUGCACGGUUGUAUUAUAGCCUGCGUUAAACUAUACUUGCCCGAUGGCCGUGAGGCCAUCUCAAUUGAUUCGCCCGCCCAUCAUCGUAGUCCCUAUUCAGGCGAGGGUCGCAUUAGCUAUGACGAUUUGCAUCGUUUGAAUUUGUACAUUCAAGAGACGGCACAACGGGAGAAAGUUUUGGCCUCCAAACUGUGUAGCAUACAGAAUAUUUUGGAUGCCACACGCAAAAAUUCCGCCCUGUGUUGGCAAUCGAUGAUAACAGAAGAUCAACUGCUGCAUCGUAUACAUUCGCUGGAGAAGAAAUUGUCAUUAAUGGAGAAAAAUGUGCCUGAAAAUGUCUUAAGAAAUGAGGUUCUUAAACUUUUGGAUGAUAAAAAUUCAUAUCAACAUACAGCCAAAGAGGCCUUACGCAAAGUUUAUCAAGAACGUUGUGAUGCCAUGCAAAUGCUAGCCAAAAUGGAAUCUGCGUACACUCAAUCGGAUAAUGAGUGUGCAUUGUUGCGGGAUCAGAUAAUGAACUCCAAACAGACGUUACAAGACGUCAAUACGCGUCUUUUGCAUCUCGAAACUGAAUACAAUGAAUACCGAGAUGAAGUGACGCGUCAACAGCAGGAGGCUAAAGAACGCGAAGAACAGCGAAUUGUCGAAUUAACCGAAAAAUUGCGAGAGCGUGAACUAGAAUGUGAAGAGCUGAAGAAGAAAAUAUCCGAGUUAUUGAUAAAGCGAGCCGAUCUCUUGGAUGAUGAAGAGAAGAUAUUAGAAAAACAAGCUAUAGAAAAAUUGGAUGCCGCCAUAGCCGAUAUGGGUUUGGAUGAUUACGAUGACGACGACGAUGAUGAUGAUGACGAUGACGACGAUGAUGAUGAUGAGAAUGAGAAUGAUGAGAUCGUCGUCAAUAGAAAAAGCCAAUUAAUUGAUAGUGAGGCUAAGGAUGAUUUGGAUGCCUUAAGAUCGGGCAAAGGUUCUAAUAAUGAGUGUGGCAAUCCUUCUGCUGACACCAAGAAACAAACGAAUUUAGCUACGAAACCUCCACUUAGCUUGACUUCCAUAUUUGGUGAUAAUAUCAAUGGUAUAGAGAACGAAGACAAAAAGGAUAAAUCUCCUAAAAUGUCUAAAUCUAAAAAGGCUAAAAUGUUGGCCUCACUAGGCCAAGGCAAGUCAUCACCUCCCAAACGAGUCAAGGAGUCGACCAUUAUGAAAUGGCUACAAAAUUCCGAUUUAAAUAAAAAUGAAGGCUCCCUGGAUAUCUUCAAAGCCAUCUGUAAUGAGAACGAAGAGGAUGAGGCAGCAGAUUCUAGUGAGGACGACAACAACACAGACAAGAAGGAGGAUAAUAUUAAAUUUAGGGGAGUAAAAGGAGGAAAGGACCAUCACCAAUCUUUAAAACUUUCAGCGAAAUGUACCGAUUUUACGGCUAAAUUAAGAAAUGUUGAACAAAAUCUGAAACAACUCGAGGCCGAAAUUGAAAAUCGUCAAGAAGGAGAAACAACGGAUGAUGAAAAGAAAGAGCUAUCCAACAUUGAAAAGAAGGGAAGUACAACAACGGUAAAAGAUGUUUACGAUUUCGAGGAGAAUAGUGAAGACGACGACGACGACGAAGAAGAAGUAAUUGAAUGUGUAAGUGGUGGUGCUGCUAAACGAAAUGGUGAUAAGUCAACCUCCAACUUGUCUGCCACAACUACAGCUUCAUCAUAUAAGGUGCUUUCCAAACGUAAUAAAAAGUAUCAAUUGCUAAAGUCGAGUGUUAAUAUGUUAAGAGAGGCUUAUAAUGAAAUUAAGGAUACGGUAAGCGAAGAAACCCUGGAGAGUGGGAAAAAUUCACCACCACCCUUGGUCAAGCUGCAAGGCCAUAACGCAAAAAGUCCAAAUGCGGCAGCGACGUCGACCCACAGCAAUCGAUUACUGGAAACUCCCGACUCCUCAAGAACCUCAUGUGACGAAAUUGAUCUGGACACCGAUAGCAUAACCGACGAAGUUGAAAGCCUAAAUUCCCCUGUUAAUAGUUUAUCACAUAGUACGAUAAAACAUGAAGUCACCACCUCUUCGCUACACCCCAAUAAUUUGCUGGAAGAACAAUUAAAAGAAUACCAAGUACAGGUGGGCAAAUUGAAUGAGAAACUGCAACAAACCGAAUUAGAGGCCCACCAGACACUGGAAAUAAUGCAAAUCGAAUGCGAUGAUGUCAAAGAGAAAAUGUUAACUCUUAAUAAGACCAUAGAGGCUUUGAAAGAGGAUAAAAAAGCUUUGGAGCAAGUUAUCAAUGAGAAUAAAAAUAAUGUCCAUAAAUGUGACAACCUAACUGCGGCGACAACUUCAAAUUCGCAAGAUUUCUAUGAUGUCAUAGGCAGCAACCAAAGCAUAUUGCAUGGGUUGGUGGAAGAUGUGGUGGUUGUUGAAAACGAUAUGGCCGAUAUCAAUAUUAGUGCUCUGGAACGUGAAGAAGAAUUGAUUGCCUACAAAGAGCGUUUGGAGGAACAACAAAAGCAAAACAUUGAGUUGCGCAAUGAAAUUGCCACACUAAAGCUAAAAGCUGGUCGAAGCGCUGCUGUUGUUGCCACAACUUCAGAGCUUUUGCUAAAACGUUUUUUGCCCUGUGGUUUUGUUGUUUUAGCUAUUAUAGUAUAUUUUAUAUCAACAUAUUUUUAAGUAAUACGCGCUUUCUCUACAUAUUAUUAAAUAUUUUCGUUAUUAAAUCCUAAAUAGAAGAGCACUGACUUAUUUCAACAGCCGGCUAACGGUCGCCAGAUCCUAGAUUCCAGCUCCAAGCUCCCAGCUCCCGACUCCCUAUUUCCCUUCUCUAUAUCUAGUAUGAUCUAAACUCAAAUCGAAUGACUUUUACUGUCCUUUAACUGCUGUUCACCCCCUUUCUCCCGCCCAACUAUCUCCUCUUUCUCCUUCCAACCAAUACCGCACGAAUAUUUAGAAAUUUCGUUUGUCAUCGUCGUCCAAGUCGUCUAUUAAGGAAAUUUUCAGUUAUUAAUUACUAAUUAUUAUUAUUAUUAUUAUUAUCAUUUUGUUGUUAUUAGUUUGUCCUUUAAAAUUUUUACAUAUAUUUAUAUACACAACAAACACAUACAUAAAAGAAUAAUAUUUAAAACAAAAAACAAAUUGAAACGCAAUGAGAAUAUAUGGCAUAUAUUUAAAUAUAUUGAAUAAAUUUAACUAAAAAUAAAACAAACAAAAAUAUAGAGAAAAUUAUAUAUAAAGGAAAGGUAAUGAAUGAAAGUAAAAUAACAAAAACAAAAAAAUAAUGCAUGCUAUAAAAAUAAUUCAAAUCAUUUUUAUACAUUAUUAUUAUAUAUAUAUACAAUAUAAAUUUAAAAAAAAAUCCAAUCAACAGUAAAAAGAGCCAUUUAAAUAGAUUAACUAAUAACUCAUAGACACAAACCACAUAGAAACACACAUACAUCAUGAUAUUUAUAAUAUACCAUAAAAAAAACAAAAGGCCUGUAUGUAAAAUGAGAGUUUAACUUUUUCUAAA